CUGGCCCGGGGCUUGGAAUGCUGGGAUCCGUCAAAAUGGAAUCGCACGACCUCUCCGAGUGGAACGCCUAUUACAGCGAGCCCACAGAGGUCUAUCCGUCCGUGAGCACCAUGACCUCCACCCUGGGGCCGAUGAACACCAUCAACUCCUACAUGACGCUCAACUCGCUCAGUUCCCCCAGCUCCAUCAACAUGAGCUACCCCAGCGGAGGCCUCAACAGCCCUUCCCUCCCCGGGCUGAGCAGCCCCACCAGCUCCAUGGGCCUGCCCACCGUGACGUCACCUGUCAGCCCGGUGCUGACGCCGCUGGGGGCUCAGGCGCCCACCCUCAGCUCCCUGGCGCCCUACCCAAACAUGAGCCAGCCCUUGGCCCCCCUGGGGUACCCCGCCUCAGGCAUCAGCCGGCCCAAGGAGGUCAACAAAUCGUACCGGCGCACGCUGACCCACGCCAAGCCCCCCUACUCCUACAUCUCCCUCAUCACCAUGGCCAUCCAGCAGGCCCCCAGCAAGAUGCUGACCCUCAACGAGAUCUACCAGUGGAUCAUGGACCUCUUCCCGUAUUACCGGGAGAACCAGCAACGUUGGCAGAACAGCAUCCGCCACUCGCUCUCCUUCAACGACUGCUUCGUCAAGGUGGCUCGCUCCCCGGACAAGCCGGGCAAGGGCUCCUACUGGGCCCUGCACCCCAACUCCGGCAACAUGUUCGAGAACGGCUGCUACCUGCGGCGCCAGAAGCGCUUCAAGCUGGAAGACAAGGCCAAGAAGCCCAACGUCAAGACAUCCGGCGCCCAGGAGCCAGCUCCCAAACACCCUGAGCGGCUCCAGGAAGGCCAGAGCCCCAACCCAGCUUCGGAAGGGGCCGAGUCGGGCCACUCCGACGCCUCCCACGGCUCUGAGGAGCACAGGGGCCUUGUCCAGUUGGACUGCUCUGGCGUGCAAGGCUCCUCCCCGGCCCCCAAGGCCUCCCCCCUCGCCCAGCCCAUGAAUAGCCACUACUUCCCCCCCUCCAUCGCCAGCCUGGACCUCCCGAACGACCUCAAAAUGGACCCUCAGUACAAUUUCAAUCACCCCUUCUCCAUCACCAACCUGAUGUCCUCGGAGCAGAGCCACAAGAUUGACCUGAAGGCCUACGAGCAGGCCGUGGCCUACAGCGGCUAAAGCUCCCCCCCCCCCGCC
Molecule: messenger RNA, 1175 nt
Organism: Pelodiscus sinensis (Chinese soft-shelled turtle)
Lineage: Eukaryota; Metazoa; Chordata; Testudines; Trionychidae
Source: RefSeq, a predicted model, not a curated record